Molecule: messenger RNA, 3750 nt
Organism: Rhineura floridana
Lineage: Eukaryota; Metazoa; Chordata; Lepidosauria; Squamata; Rhineuridae
Gene: PGR
Product: progesterone receptor
Exons: 8
Coding region: 684-3278 (864 amino acids)
Biological process (GO): steroid hormone receptor signaling pathway; regulation of DNA-templated transcription
Cellular component (GO): nucleus
Molecular function (GO): DNA-binding transcription factor activity; steroid binding; zinc ion binding
Source: RefSeq, a predicted model, not a curated record
CGUGCCCACCGAAGGAUACGCUUUGGCCUCCCUCCGGGCACGGGGCGCGGCGGGAACGGGCGGAGCUCCAGCAGCGCCUUGCCCGAAGAGGUAGAUGUUUGAAUAUGCCUUGAGUCUGCUCGAUUGUCUCCGGCGCCUCGGGGACUAUUUGUUUUCCCUGGACAGGCGGGCUAGCUGCGGCACCUGCCAUCGUCCAUGGAUUAGGGUGUCGCGCGUUUGCGUUUUGUGGGGCUGCCUCUGCAAAAAAAAAAAAAAAGUGGUGUGAUUUUUGAGUGCGCGCGCGGAGGAGCGCACGGCUCAGAGCCACUGUCGGGUGCGUCAAAGCAACGUUGGGAAGCCUUCUGGGCUCUUCGUCUCCCGGUGGAUCACCUCUUCAACCCCCCCUCCCUUAUCUUCCUCCUUCUCCCCACCGGACAAACAGAAGUCAAGUUUGAUUACCAACAGGGGUCUCUUCUGUCCCGUUUCGGGUCUCCAAGGAGGAGAUGGGUUGCCGGAACCUGGCCUCGCCAUGUGAUUUAGAGGGCUGCAUGAGAAUCCGGAUCGUCACCAAGAUAGAAUAAAAAUGCUGAGAGGUUGCCUCGGAGGGGCCCGGGCCAGCCCUGCUUAGUCUUUGACCCUCACCAGCCCUGCUCCCGUCGGAUCUGUUGCCCGCCCGUCGAACUUUGCGCUUAGUCGUUAGAGAAAUGAAGACUAAGACGGAUACCAGGAACCCUCCUUCUGCCACCUCCUCUACCCCGGAUGGGACAGGCCUUUUGCGCGCGCCCCAGUUAUCUGAUCGCGACCCCUUUCUUCGAAGGGAGGCGGUGGAAGCUAUAGAUCUGUCGCUGGACGGGCUGUUGUAUCCCAAAAGCAGCGACGAGGAGGAGGAAGAGGAGGAGGGGGAAGAAGAAGAAAGCCGGCAAAAGUCAGACGACGAGGAGGAGGAGGGAGAAAGGAAAGGCAAUUCCUCCUCGGUCCGGGAAAGCUGCGGAUCUCCGGCGGACAAGGAUGCCCUGGACAGGGUCCUGGAUACCUUCUUGACCCCCUCCUCCACCCAAGCCAACUCGGAGAGCCCCUCCGCAGCGUGGCCUUUCUUCGGCUCGGAGAUCCCCGAGUUUUCCGGCGCGCUGAUGAGCCGCCGCCUCCCCGACGGCAAAACUGCGGACGCGCGGGCCAACUCCUCUUCACCGCCGCCUCCGCCUCUUUCUCCGGCUGCCGCCUCUUCUUCCCUCUGGAAGGCGGCUAAGGAUGUGGACGGAGCUUCUUUUAAAAGCCCUAAGGGCAAGGCGCCAGUAUCUGCUGCUUUAGCGCACUCCAAGGGAGAGCCGAACUUUGCGCCGCGGAGCCCGACGGAGCGGGAAUUGGACGGCACCAUUUCCUGCAGCAGCCACAGCACCACCACCAGGGUCUCGCUGGCGCCAGUGCCGGCCACGGGCCGCUCUCCAGUCGCAGCAGCCGCCACCUCCGGCUGCCCUGAGUUUCUUAACCUGCCCAUCCUGCCUCUCAACCCGGCUUAUUUGGCUGCCAGGACUCGGCAGCUGCUGGACGUGGACGAAUACGAGGCUAUCAGCCCCUUUGGCGGGCACCAGAGCAACGCGGCCUCCCCCUCCGUUUGCACCCUCCAGGAUUUUACAAACUACAUCUAUUCCCCCAAAGACGGGCAGCAGCUGCAGCCUUACGCGUUCGGCGCUGGCGGGGACUUUCAGCCCAGCCUCAAGAUCAAAGAAGAAAGCCUGGUGGCCAAGAACGGCGGCGGCGCUGUUUACUUGGGCUCCAAAACUUCGGCGGCGGCGGCAGUGGUUCCCUGCACGGACUACGCGCCGCAGAGCGCACCUCCUUCUCAGCCCAAGAAUAGCAUGAGUAGCAGCAGCAGCAGCCACGAGGCCUCCUCUUCCUUGGAGUGCUUUCUCUACAAAGCUGAGGCAGCUGCUGCCGCCGCCGGUCCCUACGGACCAGCGCCUUGCAAAGCCUCCACGAGCUGCAUAGUGCAGAGGGACAGCCUAAGUUUGCCCUCUACCUCCAGUGCGGCACCUCCAGCCCUUUACCAGCCGUUCGCCUUUCACUGCCCGCAGCAGCUCGGCGGCCUCAAAGACGGCUUGCCCCAGUUCUACUCGCCCUAUCUGAGCUAUAUAAGAACCGACACAGAAGCUGGCCAGAGUCCUCAGUACGGUUUUGAAUCAUUGCCUCAAAAGAUCUGUCUCAUCUGUGGCGAUGAAGCUUCAGGCUGUCACUAUGGAGUAUUGACCUGUGGAAGCUGCAAAGUCUUUUUUAAGAGAGCAAUGGAAGGGCAACAUAACUAUUUAUGUGCUGGGCGGAAUGACUGCAUUGUGGAUAAAAUUCGUCGGAAGAACUGUCCUGCGUGUCGUUUGAGGAAAUGCUGCCAAGCUGGCAUGGUCCUUGGAGGUCGAAAGUUUAAGAAGUUUAAUAAGGUCAAAGUGCUGAGAACGUUGGAUGUUGUCACCCUCCAGCAGCCAGCAGCCCUUCCAAAUGAAAGCCAAGCCUUGGCACAGAGGCUGUCUUUUUCUCCAACUCAAGAUAUCCAGUUUAUUCCUCCGCUGAUCAGUGUCUUGCAAGGCAUCGAACCAGAAGUGGUCUAUGCAGGUUAUGAUAACACGCAGCCAGAAACCCCAAGUGCUUUGAUGACCAGCCUCAAUCAGCUAUGUGAGAGGCAGCUCCUCUGUGUAGUCAAGUGGUCCAAGUCAUUACCAGGAUUCCGGAACUUACAUAUCGAUGAUCAGAUAACUCUUAUCCAGUAUUCAUGGAUGAGCCUAAUGGUGUUUGCCAUGGGAUGGAGGUCUUAUAAGCACGUCAGUGGUCAGAUGCUCUAUUUUGCACCUGAUCUAAUACUAAAUGAACAGAGGAUGAAAGAAUCAUCAUUCUAUUCUCUUUGCCUGUCCAUGUGGCAAAUCCCACAGGAGUUUGUCAAGCUACAAGUAAGCAAUGAAGAGUACCUCUGCAUGAAAGCCUUGCUCCUUCUCAAUACAAUUCCACUGGAAGGUCUGAGAAGCCAAAGCCAGUUUGAUGAAAUGAGAUCGAGUUAUAUCAGAGAGCUGGUGAAAGCAAUCGGGCUUCGGCAGAAAGGAGUCGUGGCUAGUUCGCAACGUUUCUAUCAGCUGACGAAACUUAUGGACUCCAUGCAUGAUCUUGUGAAACAACUCCAUCUAUACUGCUUGAAUACUUUUCUCCAAUCUCGGGCGCUGAGUGUUGAAUUUCCAGAGAUGAUGUCAGAAGUGAUCGCUGCCCAGCUCCCGAAGAUUCUGGCAGGCAUGGUGAAGCCUCUUCUCUUUCACAAGAAGUGAAAUGCCAUCUCCCCUGCCCCCCUUUCUUUUUCUCUCAUUUGCAGAGAUAACACACAACGAAUGUGCAUUUUUGAAAAAUUGUGGGGAUUUGUUUGGGGUUUGGGAUUUUGCAGUGCAAGGAUAUUACAGCCUCUGUUCCACUUCAUAUACUUACCAGUUUAUGUCUGCAAACCUGCAAAUGCUCCACCAUGUUCAUAUGGUAAACUUUUUUUUUAUUCCUUUACAACAGUUUUUAAAAAAUCAUGACCAAUAUUUGUCAUAAGAAAUGUUUUAUAAUAGGGUUGAUUGAAUUUCACCUGAGGAAUAAGUAAGAGAUCAAUUGUGUUGUGUUUUUUGUUUUCUAAGAACAGGAAGUUACCUUGUACAUUUUCCCUUCAUAUUAUUCAUUUUUAAAUUUCCGCAAAGAAGUAAAGCUUUAGCUUUUAAUACAUUUGUGUGAGUGUGUGGCUAUAUGUGUAUAUGUAUAUAAAUG